UUUACCCCGAACAUUACAACAUUCCCCGGUGAUGGAAUUUAGCAUUUUUCCAAGAUCCCAGAGAAUUCAGCAGAACAAGCUACGAUGACAGGGAAGGUUCCCUCGUUCUCCCCUGGCUGCACAGUGAGCUCCGCUCUGCCCGGCUACGUCGCUCUCUGCCUCGCUCUACAGGUUCCCAGGCUGGUGUCAGCACAAUUCACAGUGACUGGACCUAACCAUCCAAUCGCUGCCUCCCUAGAUGGGGAGGCCGUCCUGCCCUGCCACCUCUCCCCCAGGAUAAGCGCUGAGAACAUGGAGGUGAGAUGGUUCCGAUCCCAGUUCUCUGCAAUCGUGCACCUGUACCGUUAUGGGCAGGAUCAGUAUGGACAGCAGAUGCCGGAAUAUCGAGGAAGAACUGAGCUCUUGAAAGACGACAUCACCAAUGGGAGAGUUUCCCUGAGAAUACAUGAUAUCCGGCCCUCCGAUGAUGGACAGUAUACGUGUUUUUUUAAAUCCAACGUGUCUUAUGAAGAAGCUUUAUUAGAACUGCAGGUGGCAGGUUUGGGCUCUGCUCCUGCCAUCUCUGUGGAGGGACAUCAGGACGGAGGGAUCCGGGUGGUGUGUCGAUCAGCUGGAUGGUACCCAAAGCCCGAGGCUCAGUGGAGAGAUCCUCAGGGGCAGGUCUUACCAUCAGCCUCUGAAAAAAUAUCCCCAGAGGCCAAUGGCCUGUUUCAAGCAGAGAUUGUCACUGUUCUAACUGAAGAGUCCAACCAGAAAGUGUCCUGCUCUGUCAGGAACCCCCGACUCAACCAGGAGAGAGAGUCAGAGAUUUCAAUAGCAGAGACGCUGCGAUCUGAACUGGAGAGCGAGAAAGUACCUGUCCUCAUCCAGCUGUGA
Molecule: messenger RNA, 876 nt
Organism: Mauremys mutica (yellowpond turtle)
Lineage: Eukaryota; Metazoa; Chordata; Testudines; Geoemydidae
Product: butyrophilin subfamily 2 member A1-like
Exons: 6
Coding region: 85-876 (263 amino acids)
Biological process (GO): T cell receptor signaling pathway; regulation of cytokine production
Cellular component (GO): external side of plasma membrane
Molecular function (GO): signaling receptor binding
Source: RefSeq, a predicted model, not a curated record